AAUACAUUCAUUUCCCUCAACAAACCCGGUUGGCACCCAGCGCUGUAUGGCUUGUCUAUUACCUCUUUUCAAUUCAAAUCUCUCCUUCGUAUUUUUCUUAUCUUAUUCAUUACCUCAAGCCAAUUUGUAAGAACCUAUACUGUUACUCCGAUCUCUUCAUCCGGACAAGCUGUGCCCUUGACCUUUCAGCCAUGAACCCUUCCAUUCCGCCCUCAACAGCCGAAUACGGUGGAGACGAGGUUUCUGCGAUCGUGCUUGACCCGGGCUAUUCCACGACACGCGCUGGAUUCGCUGGUGAGGAUACACCAAAAUCGUUAAUCCCAACCUACUACGGCAAAUACACCUACGAUGGUCAGGAAAAAUUGAUAUUCGGGGAUGAUGUCUUCGUCACGCCUCGUCCUGGCCUUUCAAUCCAUAACCCAAUGGGUCGAGAUGGAAUAGUAGAAGACUGGGACAUGGCCGAGAAAGUUUGGGAGUAUUCAUUCACCUCGCGCCUUACAGGACCCAAACCUGGGAAUCCCCUGCAGAAUGGGUUGAAUGACACCGCAGACAGCGAGUUGCCCACGGAGAUGGAGGGGGUGGAGACUGAAGAAAAGCCUCUGGCGGAUAGCCCAUUGUUGAUGUCAGAGCCAGGUUGGAAUCCCACAAAAGCCCGCGAGAAGACCAUCGAGAUCGCUAUGGAAAAAUGGGGCACGCCAGCCUUCUAUCUUGCAAGGAAUGGCGUUCUUGCAGCCUUCGCGGCCGGCAAAGCUUCCGCGUUAGUUAUCGACAUCGGUGCAUCCAAUCUAUCCAUAACUCCGGUCCAUGAUGGGAUGAUCCUGAAGCGAGGGGUUCAGCAUUCCCCUCUUGGCGGAGAAUAUAUCUCGUCGCAACUUCGCGCUCUCUUCAAGGCAAACACACCGCAACCGAUUUCCAUAACACCCCAUUAUCUCAUCUCCUCCAAAGUUGCUGUGGAUGCCGGGCAGCCUGCACAAGCUAAAUACAGGACCUUUCCACCAGAGAAGGGGCCGGACCCAUCCUAUCGCACCCUUCUUGAAGAGCGGACGCUGUGUGAAUUCAAGGAAUGCGUGGUUCAAGUUUGGCCUGGGCCUAACAAGCUCUCUGCAACGGGCCCCAAUGGGGUUUUAAACGAGGACCUUGCCAAGGCCAGUCCCGGGCGGCCUUUCGAGUUCCCUGACGGCUAUAACCAAGUCUUCGGCGUCGAUCGCUAUCGGGUAGUUGAAUCUCUCUUUGACGCAAAGGCCGCGAUUCCGGAUUCUGAGUCGGCGUUCUCGCCACCCACGCAGGUGCAGACCGUACCCGAAUUAAUAAAAAAUGCGCUGAAUGGUGUUGACGUGGACGUUCGCCCACAUCUCUUGGCGAACGUUGUUGUGACAGGUGCCUCGAGCUUGCUCUACGGGUUUACGGACCGCUUGAAUCAAGAGUUGAUGCAGAUGUACCCGGGACCGCGCGUGCGGAUUUCAGCGCCAGGAAACACUGCAGAGCGAAAAUUUGGCUCUUGGAUUGGCGGAAGUAUCCUGGCCAGUCUCGGAACUUUCCAUCAACUAUGGAUCUCGAAGAAGGAGUUCGAGGAACACGGUCCUAACAUUGUUGAGAAACGGUGCAAGUAGGAAUACUUUGUUUGCCUGUGUCAUACUAUCUGUUUUCGAACCACUUUUCAAGGUAGUGGAAGGUGGCUGUUGCGGUACCUUUCAUGGAUUGCUUUCGCGCUAUCAUAUGUGAUGAAAACCCGGAGGACGACCUCAUACGAACUUCUAAGUUCAUUCUCGGUGAUGUUAUCUAUUGGCUAUCGCUAUGGUACUGUGUCAAAAUAAAGACUUUUGCUUUGCGAGCACUGGAC
Messenger RNA from Aspergillus homomorphus CBS 101889, 1840 nucleotides. RefSeq names its product actin family protein. Gene Ontology annotation, cellular component: NuA4 histone acetyltransferase complex; SWI/SNF complex. The record is from RefSeq and is a predicted model, not a curated record. Gene Ontology annotation, molecular function: chromatin binding. Gene Ontology annotation, biological process: regulation of transcription by RNA polymerase II. NCBI's taxonomy places the organism in Eukaryota, Fungi, Ascomycota, Eurotiomycetes, Eurotiales, Aspergillaceae. The transcript has 3 exons. Bases 192 to 1610 code for a protein of 472 amino acids.